AUUAACUUUUGUCGGAUGUAUGUUCAACAACACAUAACUGCUGACGAUUCUUGCAAACGGUCUUGUUAGUAAUUUUUUAGUUUGGAUAAGCCAUGCUAUAUGAAUGUUACUUGCGUACCUGAAAUUGUGCUUCGUACUGGUGUAGCGGUAAAAAUUCGCAUGUCGUAGACAUUACCGGUUUAAUGAACAUUGCUUGAUGGACAGGACGGGCGAACUGAAUUGGUAGAGAUGCUCGUCCGUGAUCAAAACAUUUUGAAAGUGAGAAAAAUACAAAGCAAAGCGCAAAGUUGAUAUCGCUGUCAAACUGUCGUCCCCAGGAUCUCAUGGUGGGAUUUUUGCUUUUCAGCCGCGUAGAUUAAUGGGAACCAAGCUGAAUCAAACCCAUGUAAUAGCAAUAACUACCCUUUCCAUCGUCGUGUUGGCUCUUGUGUUGUACAUGUUGGUUAAAAUUGCCGCGAAACGGACGAGUCUGAAUAGCGGUAGAGUUUACAAAAAACGUCGUGGUGAAGCCAACAAAGUAUGGCAGAAAAGUUCAGCAAAAUUCAGCAUUCUUCUACCAGAAUUUCCAUAUGGAACAUUGGCCGAAUCAUUCAUCCAACCUGAAUUAUUUAAUCAAAUGCCAAAGGUCAUUGAAGACGAUGAAUUAUCCGGUGACUGUAGUCAAAGUUAUGCUGGGACGCUUUACGUUCACCUGCGAUAUGAUGUUACAAGAUCGGUUCUCGUAGUUCUAUUGCUCAAGGCACACGAUAUACUAGCAAACGAAGCAAAUGAAAUUAAUUACUACAUGAUGAUAAAUUUGUUCCCACAAAAACACAAACCAUGUCAGUCAUCAGUAUACAGGACGUCCACCGUUGAAUUGAAAGAGUCAUUCGAGUUUACAAUACCGCUCCACUAUCUCUUCUUCCAAAGUUUAAAAUUCUCGCUUUGGUCAUUUGAUCGUUUUUCACAUCACGAGGUCAUGGCUGACACCUUGGUUCACCUACAAGAGCUAGAAAAAUAUGGUUUGUCCAUAUGUCGCGAUGUUUUUCUGGCAAAGACAUUUCUAAUGGUGCCAAAGGCAUCCGAUGUGUGUGGCGAAAUAUUUUUUUCACUUGGAUAUCUACGUCUAACGCAAAGACUAGCUGUUGUUAUCAUUCAAGUUGUCAACCUGACAAAACUUGAUGAUGAACUACCUGAUCCAUUUGUUGAGGUAGCUUUAUUGCGUAAAGACAAAAGAAUUAAAGUACAAAGAACCUCGACAAAAAAGAAAGAGCAGAAUCCAAAAUACAACGAAACAUUAACAUUCGAUGUUCCAGCAGAAUAUUUACACGAAUCAAGCUUGUUGCUUUGUGUUUUAAGCAAAACAGGGAAGUCGUGUUUGGAAGAAAAUUUAGGUACAGUUUUGCUAGGAGCUGAUGGAAGUGGCGAAAAUUUUGACCAUUGGGAAGAGAUGAGGACUGGAACGAAACCGAAACCAAGAUGGCAUAAAUUAAGAAAAGGUUUUUAACAAUUUGGAACUGUUUUUUACUAUAUAUACUAAUUUUUAAAUUCAAAAAAGGCAAUUUUAUUGUAAAAUUCUCCUAAAAGCAAUAUGCUCCAGACAAUGUCAUAUGCUCACAUUAGCUUAUUCAUAUAAUAUGGCUCUCUGCGCGCAGAAGUUACGAUUACACGCAUAAUGCGUUCCGCCGGCAUUUUGUAAAUAACCUAAUAGUUAAUCAAAAUCUAGAGGAAACACACCUAAUAUAGGGAAGUGUUUAAUCAGAAAAGAUUAAGACCCAACCUACUAAUUCUAUGUCAGAAUCUACGAAUAUACUAUUUUACAUCUGUUAUAGGCAAUUUGCAUCAUAGAAACGGACUAACCAGUAGCGUAGCCAGCCUGCCGAUUUGUCCCGCUAUGCUAAUAUUUUGGUGUUCAUUGAC
Dendronephthya gigantea is the source of this 1899-nucleotide messenger RNA. Its product is annotated as synaptotagmin-6-like. The coding region runs from base 359 to 1486 and encodes 375 amino acids. Gene Ontology annotation, molecular function: clathrin binding; calcium-dependent phospholipid binding; phosphatidylserine binding. The transcript has 6 exons. Gene Ontology annotation, biological process: cellular response to calcium ion; regulation of calcium ion-dependent exocytosis; regulation of dopamine secretion. The record is from RefSeq and is a predicted model, not a curated record. NCBI's taxonomy places the organism in Eukaryota, Metazoa, Cnidaria, Anthozoa, Malacalcyonacea, Nephtheidae.